This is a messenger RNA of Cuscuta europaea, 2922 nucleotides long. The record is from the annotation of a GenBank genome assembly. Lineage: Eukaryota; Viridiplantae; Streptophyta; Magnoliopsida; Solanales; Convolvulaceae.
UAUUGUUAAUUACAUUUCUUUCCCUUUAUUGUUUUGCGCCAAUUUAGAAGUCAGAACUGAGAAGUAUAGAGUUCAGACAUCCUAGUAUCCUACUAUUCAAACAACCGAUAUAUCGGCUCGCUUAGCUUAGAAUUGACACGAUCCUUUUCUCUUCCUCUUCAAAUUCCAAAGAAGAAGUGUAAAAAACCGAUCUAACUUGUCGUCUAAUUGUUUCAAUUUCGUUCUUUCGUUUCGCAUUAGAUCUGUUCAUCACUCGUAUUCCACGAAGUUACAUGCACCCCCACCUAUACAAAAUACACAUAUAGGCGGGAGUGAAGGGAAGCAUUGUUCAACUUCUUCAAAAGAAAUCAGGACAGAGAAUUUGAUUAAUUUUGUGCUGUAUAAGCGUUGUUUAUUCUUUCCUUUCGUGUCUAGGGUUUAGUGUAGUUUUUACUUGUAUGGCCGCUGCGGAAGCCUUGUGCGUGGUUCCUGCUGCGGUUCUCCGUAACCUCUCCGAUAAGCUCUACGAGAAGCGAAAGAAUGCUGCUCUUGAGUUGGAGGGAAUUGUGAAGCAGUUGACUCUGGGCGGUGAUCAUGACAGGAUUACUGCCGUGAUCAACUUGUUGAGCGAGGAGUAUGCGUUCUCUCCCCAAGCUAAUCACAGAAAAGGAGGAUUAAUAGGGUUAGCUGCGGCAACCGUGGGGUUAACUUCUGAGGCAGCACAGCAUCUUGAGCAAAUUGUGCCACCUGUCCUGAGCUCCUUCUCGGAUCAAGAUAGUAGAGUUCGCUAUUAUGCCUGUGAAGCUCUGUAUAACAUUGCAAAGGUAGUAAGAGGGGAUUUCAUUGUAUUCUUCAACCAGAUAUUUGAUGCUCUGUGCAAGCUUUCAGCAGACUCAGAUUCAAAUGUACAAAGUGCUGCUCAUCUUUUAGAUAGGCUUGUGAAGGACAUUGUCACUGAGAGUGAUCAAUUCAGCAUUGAAGAAUUUAUUCCAUUGUUGAGGGAGCGUAUGAAUGUCCUCAAUCCUUAUGUGCGCCAAUUUUUGGUUGGGUGGAUCACAGUUUUAGACAGUGUUCCAGAUAUUGAUAUGCUUGGCUUUCUCCCCGAUUUUCUUGAUGGUUUAUUUAAUAUGUUAAGUGAUUCCAGCCAUGAAAUACGACAACAGGCUGAUUCUGCACUUACAGAGUUCCUCCAGGAGAUUAAGAACUCCCCAGUAUCUGUAGAUUAUGGUCGAAUGGUCGAGAUAUUGGUACAGAGGGCAGGUUCACUAGAUGACUUUACUCGGCUGACUGCUAUUACAUGGUUAAAUGAGUUAGUAAAACUUGGUGGUGAUCAACUGGUUCCUUAUUAUGCUGCUAUUUUGGGAGCAAUUUUGCCUUGUAUCGCUGAUAAAGAAGAAAAAAUAAGAGUUGUUGCUCGUGAGACAAAUGAUGAGCUUAGGUCGAUGAAAGCUUAUCCUGCUGAGGGAUUCAGUGUUGAAGCAGUCCUAAAUAUUUGUAGGAGUCAGGUGUCGAGUGAAUUUGAGGCAACCCGGAUUGAAGCACUGCACUGGAUGUUUACCUUGCUUAGUAGGCAUCGUAUGGCGGUCUUGGUUUUCCUGAAUGAUGUUUUUGACACUCUCCGUGAGGUUCUUUCAGACCCCUCUGAUGAGGUAGUGCUUUUGGGACUUGAGGUGCAUGCUUGCAUAGCUAAGGAAACACAUCACUUCCGUCAACUUAUAGUAUUCUUGAUUCACAAUUUCCAUCUUGAUCAUUCUCUUUUGGAAAAGCGUGGUGCAUUGAUAGUUAGGAGGCUUUGUGUGCUUCUGGAUGCAGAGAGAGUUUAUAGGGAAUUUUCUACCAUACUUGAAGGAGAGUCAGAUUUGCAGUUUGUGGCAGUGAUGGUUCAGGCCUUGAACUUGAUUUUGUUAACUUCAUCCGAGUUGUCUAGUCUCCGUGCUCUUUUGAAACAAUCACUAGUCAAUUCUGCUGGAAAGGACUUGUUUCUUUCUUUAUAUGCUUCCUGGUGCCAUUCUCCUAUGGCUGUAAUAAGCCUCUGCUUCCUAGCACAAGCAUACCAACAUGCAAGUUCUGUUGUUCAAUCUCUGGUUGAGGAGGAUGUCAAUGUGAAGUUCUUAGUCCAACUAGACAAAUUAAUCCACCUCCUGGAGACUCCAAUGUUUGCAUAUUUGAGGCUGCAGCUUCUUGAACCCGGAAGAUACAUCUGGCUAUUAAAAUCCUUGAAUGGCUUGCUUAUGCUGCUGCCUCAGCAAAGUACUGCCUUUAAGGUUUUACGGACCAGGUUGAAAACUGUUCCCAAGUACUUCUUUAGUGAGGAAUACUCAAGGGUAACAGCUUCUGGCGAUCCUUAUUACCAAACAAGUUAUUUGAGGGGUGGGUCACACAUUUCAGAUGGAGUUGACGCAUUUGAAAAUUCACAUAAUGGGAUAAACUUCUCAUCAAGGCUACAACAGUUUGAACAGAUCCAGCAAAUGCAUCGUGCGCUUUUUAAGGCACAACCUCAUUUAGCUUACAACUCCACAUCUUCAUGGAAGGAGGUACAUAGACCAGAAGACUCCAAACAACCUAACCAGGCACAAGGCAUGAAUGGAGGACUAACUUCAACAUCAUCCCGUAAACCCCCUGGACAGUUGCAACGCUGAUUAACCCAUUCCCACUUUUACAUUAUGCCCAAUUUAUCAGUAAUUUAGUUCUCUUUUGGGGAAGUCCACUUGUACUAUAGUGUAAAUGGUAAAUAUUGGUCCCUAGUAGUUCUUCUUUUCAAACAUAGGAUGUACCUAAUGUAGUGAUGGUCAUCCCUCCCAAUAUAUUUAUGAACAAUGCUCAGAUGGUAAUGUUUUUUAAAAUGGAAAACCAUAUGGGCAUUAUUAGGUAGAUGUUAGUAUACCUACGAGUGUAAUUUUUUCUUUCCAAUUUUACUGUCUUGGUUGCGAGUCCCAUGGAGUA